AUGAGUUUUCAUUCUCUUUUUAAUUUCUGGAAUUUCAGAAGCUUAGUGUAUGAAUCUGAGGACAAUUCGAGAACCGGAGAAUCACAAUCAGCUGUUGCAGAUUUUGAUAAUCUGGGAGCUUUGGUCACUAGCAAUGGAUUCGAAGCUUUGGCACUGAAUUUUGAUUGCGAUUCAGUGAACUCCGUCUGUCAUUGUGUUCUUCCCCCAACUCCGACUCCGUCGAUCUUCUCCUCCAACGAAUUACUUGAUUGUCUAACUAUAGAAGAACUGGAGAGGCUUGCCAGAUUGGGUCCAAGAGCUCAGAAGACAUUGCUUUAUAAUUUAACCGGUGUAUUGUCUUUCCUUUUCUCAUAUUACCACAAAGCUAUUACUUUUAACUUCUAA
This is a messenger RNA of Rosa chinensis, 384 nucleotides long. RefSeq lists its product as uncharacterized. NCBI's taxonomy places the organism in Eukaryota, Viridiplantae, Streptophyta, Magnoliopsida, Rosales, Rosaceae. The record is from RefSeq and is a predicted model, not a curated record. The transcript is spliced from 3 exons. Bases 1 to 384 code for a protein of 127 amino acids.